Messenger RNA from Heterotrigona itama, 2853 nucleotides. NCBI's taxonomy places the organism in Eukaryota, Metazoa, Arthropoda, Insecta, Hymenoptera, Apidae. The record is from the annotation of a GenBank genome assembly.
AUAUAAAAGAAACAAGACCUAUACCUAUAUCACUCAAGUUCUAUAUUCCUAAUAAAUACUUGACACCAUCAAAUUUGUAGAAACAUAUUGAAUAUGAUUAAAAACACAAUCAUCUCUCUAACAUUUCAAGCAUUGAAUAGACAUACUUAAAGUUAUUUAAUUAAGAUGCCUCUGCAAAAUUAAUCUUCAGCUAUCUUCGAUUAUUGUUUUUCUAUUUACCAAUUGAUAUUAGCUAUUCUAUUAAUUGAAUUAAAAAGAUUCAUCUGAGUCCAAAUAUUUAUGCACGAUUCUCAGAUGUUUGCAAAAAUCUUCUUCAGUGUUUAUAUUGUAUCAGUUUGAAUUAUUCGCAGUGGGAGUCUCUUAUCUUUUUGUAGAUAGAUCCUUAUUUUGAUCUUCAAUCUACUAAUCAAUGUAUCUGUCACUUAACCUAAUGCUACAUUAACGCAAUAUUUAAUUUUUUUUCCAAUCAAUUUAUGUUACAAAAAUUUCAUUUUUAGUAUUGAAAUAAAAGGAAAUUCCAAGGAUUUAUUUAACAUUUAUUUAACAUUUUGUCAGCGGAUUGUUUAUAGAGACUAUUAGAACUAUCACUAUAGAAAGUACAAUCUUAUUAUUUAAUAAAUAUUUUUAUUUAUUUAUAUCAAUUAGUAGUCAUGUAAAAAAAAAAAAAAUAAAACUUUUAUGAUAAAUUACUGCUUGAUACUUAUGUAGUCAAAAUAAAGAUUAUUUUGGACUUUCUCAAAAAUGAAGUAUCUAAUGCGAUUUUAUUAUUCUUGACUCUUAGGUAAUAUUCGAUAGCAUAUGUAUGAUAAAAUAUAGAUAAUAGAAAUUUACAUUAAGAUAAGCGAAUUUAAUUGACAGAAAAUCAUUUAAUCGUGUAUUCAUUGCAAUAAAUGCAGUAAUAUCGUAUUAUUAAAAAUAUAAAUAUUGAAAUUGUGUUAUUUUGUUUGACAGAGCUUGAUGCAUGUACUGAAAUACCGUGGCAAAGUCACGGAGCCGGAAGCACGCUAUUACAUGAAACAAAUGGUAACAGGUGUUGCGUAUAUUCACUCUCAGAAAGUUGUUCAUCGAGAUUUGAAGCCAGGUAACAUGUUCCUAUCGGACCGUAUGAUUGUCAAGAUCGGGGAUUUUGGACUGGCGACAAGGCUUGAUGGACAGUGCAGACGAGUGACGAUAUGCGGAACACCGAAUUACAUUGCGCCGGAAGUGUUGUAUAAGCAAGCAUACAGUUAUGAGGCGGAUGUUUGGGCGCUCGGAUGCAUACUUUACGCCUUAUUGGUAGGCCAACCACCUUUCGACACAGCGUCUCUGAAGGAGACUUAUGCCAGAAUAUGUAACAAUCAUUACCGAGAAGUUGACGAUUCAAUAGCAAGUCGAAACGGGCAAGAUCUCAUCAGAUGGCUUCUGCAGCCGAAUCCAGAACUCAGACCGUCUUUAGAAAGAGUGAAGGAACACGCUUAUCUCACUAAGGAAUAUGUACCAGCCUCGUUGCCUCGCAUUUCUUGUUUCCAAAAACCACGUGCCUCUGUAAUCGAUCCUGUAUCGUCUCCUUCGUCGAAUUCUAUGACAUCUAGGAAUCAGAAACUUAAUAAUAUUCAGAUUCAUACAAUCCAACAAUCUCAACAUCAGGAUCAACAACAGCAACAACAACAACAACAACAGCAUCAUCAAGCAAACCUUUCUGAAAAAAGUUUACGAAAAGGAUCGAAAGUGAUCCGUUGGUUAGCCAGAAAACUUCGAAAAGUGCCAAAAUUUAGACAAAGAUUGAGUAGCGUUCUUUGUCCAGAUCAGAAGAAAAUAGGAUACACGGCACAGAGUAUGCAAAUGCACCAAGCGCUAGAAAAUUGUAUUACAGAGAUAAAGUGUAAAAACAAGCUGCGAAAUCAUCCACCUGUAAGAGAUGUUGUGCCUCUGUUCAUCACUAAGUGGAUUGAUUAUUCUAACAAGUACGGCUUAGGUUUUCAACUUUCAGAUAAAUCUGUCGGUAUUUUAUUCAACGAUCAUACAAAAAUUAGUUACACACAUGAUAGAAGAAGAGUGGAGUACGUGACAACCGACGAUGAAGUAACAAGGUAUCAUAAAGAGCAAGAUGUUCCAGCUGCUUUACAAAAGAAACUUAUAUUAUUGCAACGUUUUACGCAGUACAUGGAUAAAUUUAUGACUGAAGGUGGUGAAAUUAAAAAACAUCGAACUGCACUAAAACGGUCAAAGAACGUUUGUGUACCGCGAAUGAGAAGAUGGUUAAGAACUGAUAAGACUAUUAUGAUGGAACUGUCAAUACCUCUCUUACAAGUGAAUUUCUUCGAGGAUCAUACAAAAUUAGUAGUUUCGCAAGAAUCCCCUAACAAAGGAUAUUUAAUUACAUACAUUGAUACUAGUAGGCAUACAUCUUCAUAUUGGUUGAACGAUAUACGCGAUAUUGGCUGUACAGCAGAUCUCUACGAGCGUUUAUAUUAUGUUUACAAAGUAUCGAGAGAAUUUGCAGAAGUGCAUAAUAACACGAUUGUUUGACCAUCAGAAAUAUAUCAAUGAUAGAUUGAAGUUUGUUCAAUUCUAUACGAAAUAUAUAUUUGUUUCGUUAGCUGCACUUGUUUCGUUUUUUUAAAUAUGUUUCUUUAUUCUUCACUUUAAAACUUAUAAAAAGUAAUUCAUUCAGGAAUGCAGAAAAUUUUUUGAAAUGAUUUACUAAUUUCGAUGUAAGACUUGUUUAGGUUUACAUAUUCAAAUUAUAUUAAUUUGCGAAAUUAAUAUAAUACGCCCUUAUUAUUACGUGUUAAUUAUUAAUAUCUUUGGUUGAAUAAUUUGUUUCAAUAAUUUGUUGAAUAAUUUGUUGAAUAAUUUAUUUCAAAGAAUGUU